Micromonas pusilla CCMP1545 is the source of this 1343-nucleotide messenger RNA. Its product is annotated as thioredoxin. NCBI's taxonomy places the organism in Eukaryota, Viridiplantae, Chlorophyta, Mamiellophyceae, Mamiellales, Mamiellaceae. The coding region runs from base 1 to 1284 and encodes 427 amino acids. The record is from RefSeq and is a predicted model, not a curated record. Gene Ontology annotation, molecular function: thioredoxin-disulfide reductase (NADPH) activity; protein binding. Gene Ontology annotation, cellular component: nucleus. Gene Ontology annotation, biological process: negative regulation of protein ubiquitination; negative regulation of Wnt signaling pathway. The transcript has 2 exons.
AUGGGGUGCGGCGCGUCCUCCGCGAGCUCGAGCUCGGUCCCCUCCGCGUCGUCCGCGCCCGCGGACACGCGAUGGAUCGAGAACAUGUUCGGGAAGACGCUCUUGACGAAGAGCGGCGAGCGCGUCGCGACGACGAAGGCGCGCGACGCGACGCGACGUUUCGCGCGGCCUCCGUCCCCCCCCGCGCGAAUCCAUCAUCAUCAUCUUACUUCUGUUCUUCCUCCUCCUUCGCGCGCCGCCGCUGACGUCAUCAUCCCUCCCUCCCUCCCUCCCUCCCUCCAUCCUCCUCGCGAUGUCGUCCGUCCUCAGGUCCUCGGCGGCAAGAUCGUCGCGGUGUACUUCGGCGCGAGCUGGUGCGGCCCGUGCCGCGCGUUCCUCCCCACCCUGACGAAGAUCUCCGACGCGCUGCGAUCGCGCGGCGCGCUCUUCGAGGUCGUGUACGCUUCCUCGGACAACGACGACGCGGAAUUCGCCGCGCACUUCACGAAGGGCGACAAGAUGCCGACGUGGUGGUUCGCGCACCCGUCCAUCGGCGGCGCGUUCGCGGAAUCACGCGCGUGGACGGAGGCGAUGGGCGAUUUCGGUGGCGCGGAGGUCGUCAAAGGCGUCCCGCACGUGUCGCUGUUCGACGCGUCCGGGAAACCGAUGAGCGGGCCGUACAACGCGUGCGGGCUGCUUCAACACCGCGGCGUCGACGGGUUCCCGUGGGCGGAGCCGGGGUACGUGCGCGCGGCUGCGGAGAACGCGAGCGAGCUGAUGGCGUUGGAGAAGUGGAAGCCGGCGCUGGCGGCGUACGAAGACGUCGCGGAGCUGCUGAAGAAGAAUCCAAACCCGGCGGACCCGUCGAGCCUGGAGGACGUCGCGAUCGCGCUGAACGACCUCGCGUGGAUCCACAACAAGCUCGGGAGCGCGAAGAACGCGCUGAAGGUGUACGAGGAAGCGCUCGCGGCGAUCGUGAAGGAUGCGAAACACCUGGGGACGGAGAGCGAAGCGUACGCGGUGACUUUGUUCAACGUCGCGGACAUGAAGAGCGAGAUGAAACGGUUCGCGGACGCGGAGAAGGAUCUGCGGGUGGUGUCGCGACUGCGCGCGAAGAUCUUGGGGAAGGAGGAUUACGAGUACGGGAACACGCUGUACGCGCUCGCGUUCGUGCUCGAAAAUUUGGGGAGGCACGAGGAGAGCGCGGGGUUUUACGACGACGCCGCGGACGUCAUGGAGAAGGCGACGGGGGACGCGAUGGACGCUCGGAAAAAAGCUGACGCGAUGCGCGCGAAGUGUCGAUGAACGGUGGGCGCGAUAGCCCUGCGAUAGCCCUAUGUGAUGUGAAGUUGAAACCGUCGUUG